UCAUUUGUGAACUAAAAAUGCAUGUAUCUUCAACGGUGGUUUCGUUAAAGUCACCUGUUUCAACUUCACUACCGACAACCUCCGUUAGUACAAAUGUUCAUGCAGUAUCUUCCACUCCUUCUUUGCCGUCAACCACCAUCAUUUCCUCAAAUUAUGCUGAUGAUCACACUACAGCGUCUCCUUCAGUGUAUUCCAGGAAGUCUCUCCAAGAGAUCACAACUACAUCAGAAAUAGAGUCAAGCUUUUCAAAUCUGAAUUCUACUGAAGUGACCAAAUACUUGCAGCAAAUACGUGACUUAGACAGUACCUUGGCAACGUCUGCAAAGUUUGCUUCUGAACUGACAACCAACUUACUGAAGUCGUUUACAACAAGUAACAAGCACUCCAGCAAACCUAUGAUUGCGAUCGACACGUUUGAAAAUUUUCUUUCUGAAUACGGACAACAGCAUUUGAAUUACAGCAAUCGAGAGAUUCAUUGGGACACAGCAUCCAUGGCUGUGCAGAUUAUGAGGAUCUAUGAACCUUUUGAUGGUAUUCAAUUACAUUCUCCGAAUAAUGAUGUUUCCAUAUAUUUUCAACAAGAAAAUUUCAUUAACGGCACAAUUGUGGUUCAAGUAAUAUACAAUGACUUGCACCAUAUUCUCCCAAGUCUAUUCACAGGAAAUGCAGAGAAACUUGAGAUUGGAAGCAAAAUAACUUCUAUUCUACGAGGGCUUCCGUCAAAUCAAACAGCUUUCAAAACCAAUGUCACUAUUUCUUUCAUGAAUUUAAAGGGUGCACGUCCUAAAGGAACUCCCAAUGGUUCAAGAAAAUGUGUAUUCUGGUUGUUUUCACCGAGGAAUAGUGAACAGAAAGACGGAAAAUGGUCAGAUGAGGGAUGCACUCUACUACAUUCGAGUGAUGACGAAACCGUGUGCAGCUGUAAUCAUCUCACCUCUUUUGCCGUCUUAAUGCAAACACCUGGAAAGAACAAGAUUUCCUCGUUUGACCAAGACACUCUAAGCUUACUCACAAUAGUAGGGCUAAGUCUAUCGCUGUUCGGAUCAACAGUUACCUUUAUCGCUUACAUCACGCUCACAGAUCGUAAGUCAAACUUAUCUCAAAUACGACUCAAUCUCGUAGCGUCUCUAGGGAUGGCCCACUUUUUGUUUGUAACAGGCAUCCGUGCAACACACUUCCCGGCCAUAUGUGUGAUGGUUGGUGCACUCCUGCAAUUGUUUUUUCUUGCUUCUCUUUGCUGGAUGCUAGUGGAAGGAAUUCAACUAUACUUUCGAAUAGUCAGAGUCUAUAACUCAGAAAUGACUAUCAAAGCGUGCUAUCUAUUUGCUUGGGGUUUUCCAGCAUUCUUGGUGUGUGUAUCGCUAUCUAUAUCAUCAUUUGGACCCAAAGGUAUCUAUGGAUUCGUUCAAGAAGACAUAUGUUGGGUUUCACAUUAUUUAUAUCUUGCUUGGGUCUUUAACGUACCUAUGUCGCUAAUACUACUCGCAAAUUUGAUUUUCUUUCUUCGUGUCAUGAAAGAAAUUUCAAAAAUGAAAAUAAGGCAGCCCAAACCACAAAGAUUGUCAGUCGUCAGGCGAAAUUUAAAGGCUUGUUGUCUGUUUUUUCCUCUACUUGGUAUCACGUGGUUUACUGGUUGCGUCAUCAUGUUCCAUCCUUACGUCAUUCUCAUUUACAUUUUCACUAUUCUUAACUCGACCCAGGGGUUUUUCAUCUUUUUGUUUCAUUGCGUUGGAAACCGAGAGAUCCGAUCGGCGUUCAAGAAAAAGAUAUAUCCAAAUGACGUCUCUAGGAUGGAAAAACGAAACGAGCCAAUCCCUCUUGCCAUUGCCAGUGUAUCGAAUGUGUUUUGUGACGGCAUCCAUCCACCUGACGAUCCGCGUGACGAGGACAAAGCUUUGCCAGCCGGUCAUAAACCAAAUUACAGGGCUUGAAGCUGAACUAUGUGUUUGUAGCUAUCUGCGGCCAACACAGUUACCGCGUGCAUGCGAGCACUGAUAACAAUAUUUUCUUUUUCGACAAGUCUGCCAAGUAAAGCAUCUUAAACAAGCUCGCAUCAAUCAGUCGAACGUAUUUUCGUAUUGAUCAUCAGUUUGAAGCAUAGGCUACUGACUAACAGCACGUACACUUAUACUGGAAACGGUUUUAAAAUUGAGACAUUAAUGCGAUGACUGAGUUUUUCUUUUUAUAAAAAAAAACUAUUUAAUGCCGGAUUAACGCUGCCUAUUUCCUGCAACGAAACAAUAGAAGAAAAACAAGAUUUAUUUAGUAAUCUGCUCAUUAAAAAAAUAUAAGGUUCUUAAAAGUGCGAUGUUUUGAGUGCCUUGAAACAUUUCAUUUAUGCUGUCGGUCUUCGUUGUCAACCAGCGUGCGCUCUCGCGUAUUGAUCUCGAAAAGAAAGAAA
Molecule: messenger RNA, 2401 nt
Organism: Actinia tenebrosa (Australian red waratah sea anemone)
Lineage: Eukaryota; Metazoa; Cnidaria; Anthozoa; Actiniaria; Actiniidae
Product: adhesion G protein-coupled receptor L3-like
Biological process (GO): G protein-coupled receptor signaling pathway; cell surface receptor signaling pathway
Cellular component (GO): plasma membrane
Molecular function (GO): G protein-coupled receptor activity
Source: RefSeq, a predicted model, not a curated record